AUGCCGGAAGAUGUAUAUCGAAGCGGUGCGUUUCUACUUCCGUGUUUUAAUCCACGGGCUCGCUUUUACAACUGGGAUGGUACUGAUCCACGGUACGGAGGAGAAUCUCAGCCCAUAGGCGCCAACCACCCCGCCGGGCACGGACAGGGUGACGAGGAACCCGUAGCGCUAGGGGAGCCGGUGGACGCGCUAAUAGAAGCGGAGACGCAGAUCUACACCGGCUCACCGGACCUCGGGACAGAAACUCCUGCGACGGAGGAGGACCUGAGCUCCCUUCGGCCUGCCAAUGACAAAACAACGUCGGAGUUCCGCGGCGGACGAAUCGCGGCACACGAGAACGAUCCUCAUCCGAGCCGUCCCACGAACCGCCUUACUGGUGUUGCAACGGGGCGCGUAAACCCUUGUGUGGUGGGCGAAAAGCAAGAAGUGGGAGGCACGAGGGUCGACGGCCAGUAUCGUCCUGUCGAAAAGUCACCUAAGCCGGUGGCGACGGACAAUGCAGUUCCUAAGGUAGUAGCGUCGAGCGCUAACGAUGAGGACAUCGGCAAGAAAAAGGACGUCGUUCGUGGCGAUGUUUUUGAGCCAACAUCACCCCUCGCUGCCUCAUUGCCGGUGCCCACAGGUCCAAAUCGCAAUCAUGACCCCGUGACCGGGGCCACGCUAGGAGUCGGCGGAGGGAUGCUAUCCGACACACGGGACGAACAAGCGGAGCAGAAAGGGGGGGCGGCAUCGAUGGCCGGUCUGGGCCAUGGUGACGUAAUAGACCGCAACGCAACCAAGCUCAAGGAUGAGGACAACGGGCAGGCCGAGCCAGGAGUAACGCCACGCGCAGCGUCACUGGGCCACGAUGGACACCCGCAUUCCGGUGCCAUGGCAGCUGCCGCCAGGCUGCCAAACUUCGAAACGGCUAUCUCGUUCAUCGAUGUGGUAGAGCGGCUGCUGCCCAUUCCCUCUACUAUCCGCCUAGCCACGGAAGGAACCAACGAUGCGAGGGAGGCAGCCAUCAUGGGAGUACCGAUCAGAGCCCGGGCUCGUGUGGAUGCACUGGCUCGAGCUGGGAACGGGGACCCCUCAGAGGUGGAUAUGUGGCAUUCAUAUCGGGACCUCGAACGGUUCGAGGAAGAAUACCUGUCAUAUGGCGACGAAUGGGAGAUACGCGUGUUGGAGCUGCAGGAGGGGCUGGGCGCGGUGACGUUUCGGUUGCGGCCGCUCGUUUGUGUGAGUUUUGCGGCACAGAGUGAUGCGACCCAUCUGACAUUUAAUGGGAGGCAGCUGGCUCACCCGAUGAUGUUCUCGCUGGACAACAUUCCCGAGGCCAGCCGAUGGCUGGAAGGUGGCGUGGAGAUGGUAGCACUCUUCCCCCCGCUACCCGCAGCCUUGACACCUGAGCAGAAGACGGAGCUCAUGCACGAGAUGCUGCGGCUGGUACUAGGGCCUCUCAUGCGGGCAUCAUCAGUCGAGAGCCAGUGCGAGGCCGUCAUGGCAGUGACGCCACCGUCUCUUCUCCGGCAUCCGGACCCAUCGGCAUACUUUGGGACGGUGUCCCAGUACGCCGCAUGGGAGCACCGGGCCAUGAUGCAGAUUGUCCCGCUAGUCGCUCACCUGCCUGGCCACGAGGACAUUGCCCGCGUGGUCAUCCUCUUCAACGAGUGGUACCGCGCGUAUUUCCGCGUGGCGUAUCACACGGAGGCGUCUCUUCAAGAUGCAACGAGGAAGACCCUUGUGCCACUCCCUCCAAUGCCACUCGCAGCGACAGGUUCUCAUACCACUGCAGCAGACGCCCCUGCCUCUAAUGCCCUUUCCUCCCCCGCGGUGGACUUUCAUGCAAGUGACUCUCUUGCUGCGCACUCUCAUGCCCCUGCCCCUGCCCGCAUAUCAUGCCCCAGCCUUAGAUGCUCCGCACAAUUACGCCCUUGCAGCAUCUGCUCCUCCCAGCUAAUGCACAUGCCCCUCAUGCCACUGCCCUGCAUCGCCAUACCUCUCACGCGUUGCUGUACGAUGCUGCGCAGGUUGGUCGCGGAGCUGAAGCUCGUCUUCCCCAAGCAGUCGUCGCAGUGGCGGCUGCCGAAGGUGCAUCUUCUCCGGCACCUUCCGCAUGCCAUCAGGAUGCAUGGCAUCCCGUCGGAGCAAUCGACCAACACCUACGAGGCCAUGCAUAAGCGAUGCUGCAAAUGGCCUGCACGGAACUCGAACUGGCGGGACGUGGGCAGAGACAUUGCGGUUCGCCACGCACGCAACGAGGCAAUCAGGGGCCUGGGUCGGGAAGAGGGGGGUAGGACGUACGAGACGGCCAUGCGCACGGCGGUGAAUCACAACACCCGGGUGCUGACCCGACGUUCACGGCGCAUGGCAGUGGGGGAUGCGCAGGACCCGGUCUGGGCGGAAUACGGCGCCGCGCUGGGCAGCGUCGUGAUGGAUGGGAUCGCAUGGGUGAUGCAGCGUGUGGGGAUCGCUGCGUCAGGCGUGCAGGUGAUGCCUCGGCACAUGGUGAAGGCAGCGCCGGGUGAAGGGAAGUUCAGCUACGUGUCGAUUGAUGGGGGGGAAGGCGAGUGGUAUGCACGGUGCCUCAUGCUCUUCCAUUUCAUGGACGACGAGGCCCAGAUUCACAGGCGCGCCGUGGUGCGGUACUUCGACGAGCAUCCCACUCCAUGCCCCGUGACGGGAUGCGUGAGGCUCUUGCCAACGGAGGGAGAGGAUGAGUAUGCCGUUGUCGAGGUGGAGAGCAUUCUGUCCCUUGCCCACAUUGUCCCGUGUUUCACAGAGCCCCGGUUCUCUUUGGUGAAUCGGUUCCUGUUUGAUGAGUGA
Messenger RNA from Closterium sp. Naga37s-1, 2805 nucleotides. The record is from the annotation of a GenBank genome assembly. Lineage: Eukaryota; Viridiplantae; Streptophyta; Zygnematophyceae; Desmidiales; Closteriaceae.